Molecule: messenger RNA, 438 nt
Organism: Adineta steineri
Lineage: Eukaryota; Metazoa; Rotifera; Eurotatoria; Adinetida; Adinetidae
Source: the annotation of a GenBank genome assembly
AUGUGGUGGUGUUACUGGGUUCUUACGUCAGAAAGUUUUCUACAACAUUCAUUUAUUGGUGCACAAUCACCUGGUGGAAGAAGUCGAUCAUUUAGUGUUGAUGCUAAUAGUUAUGCUAAAGAUGAUGGUCUUGGUCUUUUAUUAUUAAAACAAUUAAGUGAUGCUGAACGUGAUGGCGAUCCAAUUGAAGCUAAUUGUUUAGGUCGAUUUUUUAAUCGAUCAAAUCUUGAUCCACCAUUAUUAUUAGAUUUAAUUAAAAGUAAUUUAGGACAUACAGAAGGUGCAGCCGGUGUUAUAUCGCUUAUUAAAGUUGCUAUGUGUAUGUAUUAUCGUGGUAUUACAGCAAAUAUGCAAUUUACUUCACUUAAUUCAAAAAUAGAUGCACAAAAAUAUAAUCUACAUAUUCUUCAAAAUUUUAUACCAUUUCCAUCCGUUUGA